Messenger RNA from Syzygium oleosum, 1495 nucleotides. Its product is annotated as auxin-responsive protein IAA27. Gene Ontology annotation, cellular component: nucleus. Lineage: Eukaryota; Viridiplantae; Streptophyta; Magnoliopsida; Myrtales; Myrtaceae. The transcript is spliced from 5 exons. The coding region runs from base 249 to 1277 and encodes 342 amino acids. Gene Ontology annotation, biological process: regulation of DNA-templated transcription. Gene Ontology annotation, molecular function: protein binding. The record is from RefSeq and is a predicted model, not a curated record.
CUUCUUUUCUGUAUCAACAGAGCAAACCAGCUCACUCUCUGUAGAGCUAACCAGACCAGAGUGACUGCUUCUCACUACUCUCUCUCUCUCUCUCUCUCUCUCUCUCUCUCUCUUAACAGUUUAAUCUCUGCUUCUCCCUCACAUAUCUCUUCUUCCAACUUUCAUCUCUGCAAACUUGGAGCUUCUUUUGGUUUUGAGUAAAAAAAAAAAAAAAAACUUGGAGCUUCUUUUGGUUUUGAGUAACUUUGAUGUCUCCACCCUUAGAACAUGAUUACAUAGGCUUAAAAGAGACUUCUUUAAUGUCAAGAAGCUCUGAGAAGGCCUUACCCUCUUCUUCGUCAGGCGAAGAUGAGAAGAAAUCCUCUCUUAACCUCAGAGCAACCGAGUUAAGGCUUGGCUUGCCCGGUUCUCAGUCUCCUGAGAGGAAACAAGCUCUUGGCGUCUCUCUGUUUGGCAAAGAUUUGGAGAGCAAGAGCAGUGUUUUGGGUUUUGCUCUGAGCCCUUCCAAGAACUCGGUUUCAGGAGCCAAGAGAGUGUUCUGUGAUGCCAUUGAUGGUUGUCCCAGUAAAUGGGUGUUCUCUGGGGGCAACUGUAAAUCUGAGGUUGAUUUGGCCAAAGGAGGUCCUGUUUUGUUGUCUCCAAGAAGUGGCAAAGAGAGUGAUAAUGGGGUUAACACCCUGCAACCCUGUGUGUCAAAACCAGCCAUGAAAGAGGGUCUUGGUGGUGUUCCUCAAUCUCCAAAGCCCGAGCAAGAGGAGAGGAAGAAUCAAGGUGCUGGUGGGAGUGAGCAUGGCUCUGCUCCAGCUGCAAAGGCACAGGUGGUAGGUUGGCCACCAAUUCGAUCGUUCCGCAAGAACACCACGGCCUCUACUUUGGCGAAGAACAGCGACGAUGCGGAAGGCAAAUGCCUCUACGUGAAGGUUAGCAUGGAUGGAGCUCCCUAUCUGAGGAAGGUCGACCUCAAAAACUACAGCAGCUAUUCGGAACUCUCCACUGCUCUUGAGAAAAUGUUUAGCUGCUUCACCAUCGUAUCAGGGCAUUGCGAUUCUCAUGGGCCUCCGGGGAAAGAAAGCCUGAGUGAGAGCCGUUUGGCAGACCUUCUCAAUGGUUCUGAAUAUGUUCUCACAUACGAAGAUAAGGACGGCGACUGGAUGCUCGUGGGCGACGUUCCCUGGGAGAUGUUCACUGACUCAUGCCGAAGACUAAGGAUCAUGAAGAGUUCUGAGGCAAUUGGUCUAGCUCCGAGGGCCACAGAGAAGUGCAAGAGCCGGGAUUAGCGUGCAUGGCGCUACAGAUUUCCUCUAAAAAGGAUUUUGAGUCGUAUAAUUUUAUUGAAUUCCUAUGUAUGGUGCUAAUUGUCCUUUGAAGCUUUGGAAAGUCCUUGGAAUGGAAGUUUUUCAUUCGAAUCAUGUCUAGAUCAUAUGUUUGUUUUUCUGGUUCCUAUGAUGUUGCAUGUCCGAAUUGCUGUUGAUGUAAAUGGUCUGCUUGCUGCUUA